AUGCCUGUGUGUGUAUUAUAUAUUUACAUUUAUAGUUCGCGUGGAAUGGCUUCUCAUGUCAAACAAAAGUACAGCCCAUUAGACUGGACUGAAUGCUUUGAUACUCGGGAAAUCAUCACUAUUCCUGGUACACUUGACAUAUCCUUUUUAUUCUUCUUAGGCUUACAAAUUAACCCAUGUCAAAAAAUUGAGGCAACAGUAGAUACACCAGGCCCGGUUUUCCUUCUCCAUCAUGGUGCAGGAAGCAGUGCGCUAUCUUUUGGAUUCACGGCCAAACACAUUAAAGAAUUCACUCACGGAAAAUGCUCUAUUGUAGCCUAUGAUUGUAGAGGCCAUGGAAACACAAAGACAGAAGAAGACACUGAUUUCUCUCAGGCACGCCUAAGUGAUGAUUUGGUACUUGUAGCAGAAACAUUGUACCAAGGCAAUGUGCCUGACAUAAUCUUAGUAGGUCACAGUAUGGGUGGUCCUAUUGUGGUUGAUGUGACCCAACGAAAAAGACUGCCGCACAUCCUGGGUGUCUCGGUAUUGGAUGUGGUUGAAGGAUCGGCUAUAGAAGCAUUGGUGUCUAUGAAUAGUUACUUGGCUACACGUCCCACAUUUUUUACUUCGGUAGAGCAAGCAAUCCAAUGGAGUGUCAAAUCACACACUGUUCGCAAUGUCGAGUCUGCUAGGCUUUCAAUUCCUCCUCUUCUUAAACCACAGGAAGAUCAUCCCUCUCAAUAUGUGUGGAGAACAGAUUUGAGAAACACCGAACUCUACUGGACAGAUUGGUUUACAGGACUUUCGACCAAAUUCUUGGCUUGUGCGGCUGCAAAGCAGCUCAUUUUGGCAGGCACAGAUCGAUUGGACAAGACUCUUAUCAUAGGUCAGAUGCAAGGUAAAUUUCAAUUGCAUAUCUUCCCUGAGGCCGGUCAUUUCUUGCAAGAAGAUGCUCCCUCAAAGACAGCCCACUGUUUGGUUGAAUUCUGGGAAAGAAACCAACGCCUUGUUCUACCUCCAAAAGUCAAGAUAUAAUCUCAAAAAUAAAUAAAUCAUAUAAUU
Messenger RNA from Phycomyces blakesleeanus NRRL 1555(-), 1044 nucleotides. RefSeq lists its product as hypothetical. Gene Ontology annotation, biological process: protein demethylation. The record is from RefSeq and is a predicted model, not a curated record. Bases 1 to 1017 code for a protein of 338 amino acids. Gene Ontology annotation, molecular function: protein methylesterase activity. Lineage: Eukaryota; Fungi; Mucoromycota; Mucoromycetes; Mucorales; Phycomycetaceae. The transcript has 8 exons.